CAGAAAGCACAUUCCACACUCUCACGUAUUGACCAUAUAAGAUUUUAUACUUUGCGUUAUCUUGCAAAGUACCAAAUAUGCCAAACACAGUUAACACUGUUGCACUGUGCAUUUGGCUGACUUUCGGAACUGCUGUGUCCCUUGAAUGUUACAACUGUCCAUAUAUCGACAGCCUGAGCAAAUGCAACACCUCGAAAAUAUGCAAUCCAGCCGAGGUUUGUUUUCAAGACGCUGUAAUAUCUGGACAGACAACAACAGUGACUCUAGGCUGUAUUGAUAGCAAGCAAUGCGGGUCACAAAGCAGCGGCUCAGGGGCACUGAUUGGCAGGGAAGUUUCCAGACGGCAAGACAACCGAUGCCAUGAAUGUUGUGCAAGCGAUCACUGUAAUAAACUGUUGUGUAGCCAACGAAAAGCUUCGCAAUGUCUUGAUGAUGAAACAAUAGACUGCGUACGAAUGGAUUCCGUCUUCGGAAUAUGCAAAGAUAUACAACAUGCAAAAUCAUUGUGUCCUAAAUUCUGCCGUUUGUGCGAUGUUGUUGAUGGUGUAUGGUCCGAAUGGUCAACCUGGUCUGAAUGUGAUGUGACAUGUGAAAGUGGGACACAGACACGUGCAAGGACAUGCACAAAUCCAGCGCCAGCACACGGUGGUCUAGACUGCGCAGGGAACAGCAUGGAAACAAAGCGUUGUUACAAAGAACUUUGCCCUGUACAUGGACAAUGGAGCGAGUGGGCAUCUUGGGAAGCUUGCAGUACAACGUGUGAUGUUGGCAUAGAAAGACGACAGCGCAGCUGUACAAACCCAGCACCAUCUCGGUUCGGAGACCACUGCUUUGGUUUGAAUGUCGAUGAUAGGUUAUGCAUGCCAGGGGCCUGUAGCAACGGUGGUUGGUCACCCUGGCAACCUUGGGAUCCAUGUAGUGUUUCCUGUGGUGGAGGAAUUCGUUUACGGUCAAGGACUUGUAGCAAUCCAACACCUUCACCUUAUGGUCAUUAUUGUGUUGGAAAUCCUUUUCAAAUAGAAAUGUGUAGCACUGAAGCAUGUCAAGCGACCGUGAAAAAUGUUGCCUUCCAAGCACACACUCUAACGAACACAGCCCCACUCAAUGGCGAGAAACUAGUGUUCAGCACAACAACACUUGACAAAGGAUCGGGUUACAACAACAAAUCGGGAAUUUACAUAACGCCUGUCGCUGGAAUCUACAUGUUUACCUUGCAGUUGUGUAUUACUGCUAGCAGAUUCAUUUACUUUGAAAUUGACACGGCAGAGGGCCCGAUUCAUAAAGGCUGCUUUAAUGACGAUGCAAGUGAUUUUAGUGGUUGCCAGACAGCCACAACUAUUGCAGAACUUGGUGCAAAGGAACAUGUUUGGAUAAAGAGCGGAUCUUCUACCAGUGGAACUGAUUUCUGGAAGGAAUCGAAAGUGUGGAAUAGUUUUUCUGGUGUUCUAAUUAGCACAGUUACGUAAUAGAAAAAAGCAAUUCAGCUGUUUAUCACUGAUUAUUAAUAGUCAUAGAAUUGUUUUUUUUUUUCAUAAUCCACCAGUACACAGAAUACUCUGAUAUAGCUUGUGGCUUUUAGUAAAAGCAGAACUUUAAUUUUAUGCGGAAUGCACGCAUUGUUUAUCUUUUUUAAUGCAAAAUGUUUGAAGUGAAUUUAAAAAAUUGGUCAUUGCUCAAAUAUAAUAACUUUUACAUUUUUAUUCAGGUUAUGUAAACAGUUAUUACAAACGUAUCGACUGAUACUUCGUCAUUGCUCUCUCCAUGUCAUUUUGUUAGCGCCGCAAUAACCUCUAAGAUUGAAAGAUUUUUUAGAUCAUUGAGUAAUGAAGUGAAUACAAAUGCUGAACUAGAGAGUGGAAUGAUUCUUUUGUUGAAAGAACAGAUUGUAUCGUGAAAAGUUGCAAUGGUAUCCUUUUUAAGAAUUCGAUUUUUGACGCCAUUUGCAGGUAACACCGAUGAACGGUAUGGCGUUUUAUAUUUUAUUUUUCGGUUUACGGAACCGCCGUUAAAAAUGAGUUUUCAAAAAAUAAUAAAAUUGGAAAAACGU
Molecule: messenger RNA, 2047 nt
Organism: Mercenaria mercenaria
Lineage: Eukaryota; Metazoa; Mollusca; Bivalvia; Venerida; Veneridae
Product: A disintegrin and metalloproteinase with thrombospondin motifs adt-1-like
Exons: 10
Coding region: 78-1466 (462 amino acids)
Molecular function (GO): protein binding
Source: RefSeq, a predicted model, not a curated record